UAAACCUAAUUCAUCAAUCAUUCAUAUACUAACAUUCUUUAGCAAUGGACAAAUUUUACUUUAGGGCGGCUUUUCUUCUCUCCCUCUUGUUGUCUAUCUCUUAUCAAAGCAAAACAAUCCAAGCUAAGGAAAGAGAAGAAUGUAUUGGCAAAUGUUCUAGAUCUCCCAAACCCACCUCUUCACCGAGACUUGGAGGCACAACUCCCAACGCCUCGCCUUUGCUGAGAUUUGGAGGCACAACUCCCAACGCUUCUCCGUCGUUGAGACUUGGGGGAACAACUCCCAAUGCCUCCCCUUUGCUGAAACUUAGUGGCACCACUCCUAACGCCUCCCCUUCACCGAGACUUGGAGGUACAACUCCCAACGCUUCCCCUUUACUUAGAUUAGGAGGCACAACUCCAAAUGUUUCCCCUUCACUAAGACUUCGAGGCACAACUCCAAAUGCCUCCCCUUUACGAAAAUUUGGAGGCACUACUCCAAACGCCUCCCCUUCACGAAAACUUAUAGGGACAACCCCCAACGCCUCCCCUUCACAAAGAGUUGGAGGCACAACUCCAAACACCUCACCUUCACUUAGACUUGGAGGCACAACUCCUAACGCCUCCCCAUCACUUAGACUUGGUGGCACAACUCCUAACUCUUCCCCUUCUUUGAGACUUGGAGGCACAACUCCCAAUGCUUCCCCUUCAUUGACACUCGGAGGCACAACUCCCAAUGCUCCCCCAUCGUUAAGACUCGGAGGCACAACUCCCAAUACCUCUCCUUCGUUGAGACUCGGAGGCACAACUCCCAAUGCCUCUCCUUCACUAAGACUUAGAGGUACAACUCCCAAUGCCUCCCCUUCGCUUAGACUUCAAGGCACAACUCCCAAUGCUUCCCCUUCGUUAAAACUUAGAGGCACAACUCCCAACAACUCCCCUUCGCUGAGACUUGGAGGUACAACUCCGAAUGCUUCCCCUUCUUUAAGACUUGGAGGCACAACUCCCAAUGCCUCCCCUUCUUUAAAACUUGGAGGCACAACUCCCAAUGCUUCUCCUUCGCUCAGAUUAGGAGGCACAACUCCAAAUGCUUCUCCUUCGCUCAGAUUAGAAGGCACGACUCCUAACGCCUCCCCUACACUUAAGGGCACCACUCCCAACACCUCCCCUUCGCUGAGACUUGGAGGCACAACUCCGAAUGCUUCCCCUUCUAUAAGACUUGAAGGCACAACUCCCAACGCUUCUCCUUUGCUUAGACUAGGAGGCACAACUCCCAAUGCCUCCCCUUCGCUUAGACUUCAAGGCACGACUCCCAACGUUUCGCCUUCGUUGAGACUUGGUGGCACAACUCCCAAUGCCUCCCCUUCGUUGAGAUUUGGAGGCACAACUCCCAACGUUUCCCCUACGUUCAGACUUGGAGGCACAACUCCCAACGCUUCCCCUUCGCUGAGACUUGGAGGCACAACUCCGAAUGCUUCCCCUUCGCUGAGACUUGGAGGCACAACUCCGAAUGCUUCCCCUUCGCUUAGAGUUGGAGGAACAACUCCCAAUGCUUCUCCUUCGUUGAAACUUUGAGGCACAACUUUUAACCUCUCCCCUUCCCUGAGAUUUGGAUGCACACCUCCUAGCAUUUCCUUUUUCGUUGGUACUUGGAGGCAUAAUUCCUCUUCAAUGAGAUUUGGAGACAUCAUUAUCAAAGUUUUUCUUUCAUCGUAUAAUUUAUUAAUAUUAAUAAAACGACCAGUUGAUGUUUUUCUUUAAUAA
Messenger RNA from Capsella rubella, 1742 nucleotides. RefSeq names its product mucin-2-like. The transcript has 3 exons. NCBI's taxonomy places the organism in Eukaryota, Viridiplantae, Streptophyta, Magnoliopsida, Brassicales, Brassicaceae. Bases 45 to 1553 code for a protein of 502 amino acids. The record is from RefSeq and is a predicted model, not a curated record.